Messenger RNA from Struthio camelus australis, 2235 nucleotides. The record is from RefSeq and is a predicted model, not a curated record. Lineage: Eukaryota; Metazoa; Chordata; Aves; Struthioniformes; Struthionidae.
UCUGGCCGACGCCGAGGCGCCCGCCUGAAAGCCGUGCCCCGGCGGAGACGCCGCAGCGAGGAAACGCAGGGCGGUUGUAACGUCAGCGCUAGAAAACAAGCCGCCGCCGUCUCUGUUUUGUUCCCUGGCUGCGUCGGUACCUGGCGCGCACGGGGACGGUGCCUCGGUGCCCCCAGCGAGCAGCUGUUCAUGGACAUGGCUGACGCGAUGGCUUCGGAAGGCUGGAAGGCCGUAGGCUACGAGUUCGUCUGCAUCGACGACUGCUGGAUGGCUCCGACGCGGGACGAACGCGGCAGGCUCCAGCCUGACCCCGAGCGCUUCCCCAGUGGGAUCCGCAAGCUGGCAGACUACGUCCACUCCAAAGGGCUGAAGCUAGGAAUUUACAGCGAUGUCGGGAACAAGACUUGUGCUGGCUUCCCCGGCAGUUACAAUCACUACGAGCUGGAUGCCCAAACCUUCGCCUCCUGGGGUGUGGACCUGCUCAAGUUUGACGGCUGCAACUCUGGCACGCUCGAGCUGCUGGCAGAAGGUUAUAGGAACAUGUCUCUGGCCCUGAACAAGACUGGAAGAAGCAUUGUGUACUCCUGUGAAUGGCCUUUCUAUUUGAGGCCUGUGCAGCAGCCCAAUUACACCGAGAUCAAGCAGUACUGCAAUCACUGGAGGAACUUUUUUGAUGUCUAUGAUUCUUGGAGCAGCAUCAAGAGUAUCUUGGACUGGACAGCAAUUCACCAGGACAGCAUCGUGAAGAUAGCUGGGCCAGGGGGCUGGAAUGAUCCUGACAUGCUAGUGAUUGGAAACUUUGGGCUGAGCUGGGACCAGGCAGUGACUCAGAUGGCAAUGUGGGCUAUCAUGGCCGCUCCCCUCUUCAUGUCCAAUGACCUGCGGAACAUUAGCCCUGAGGCCAAGUGGUUGCUCCAGAACAAAGAGGUGAUUGCCAUCAACCAGGACCCACUGGGCAAGCAGGGAUACCGCAUCACCAAGGACAACAACUUUGAGCUGUGGGAGCGGCCUCUGUCAGGCAGAGCCUGUGCUGUGGCAGUGCUGAACCGGCAGGAAAUUGGGGGACCUCGUAACUUCACCUUCUCCCUCACCUUCCUCGGCAGCGGGCUGGCUUGCAACCCAACGUGCUCUGUCCAGCAGGUCCUGCCAACCAGCAGAGACUGGGGAUUUCACAACUGGGUCUCCUCCCUGAGCGUAGAGGUGAACCCAACAGGCACCAUGCUGCUGAAAGUGGUGGCGUUAUAGGAGGCUCAAAGACAAACUUCCUGUAAGCCUCGAACUCUCUCUAGACUUCUUGUCACAGGAAGACCAUCUCAUGCCUCCAAGGGGGAUGCCUUUGUCCUCCCCUCAGGUAUUCACCAUUCAAGUGCUUCUACGUGGAUCUCAAGUCUUCUACCUAACACACCAAAUAUCUCUUCCUAAUGGAAUGAUGGGUAACAGGAAAAACUGUUACUGCUUCACUUCUCUUUGCACUUUCUCUAGAAUCUCACCUAACUCCCCUUUCCAAGGGGCUACGAGAGCCUCAGCAGGGCAGUAACCCCUUUGUUAAUAGCCAGUGCCACUAGUAAUGGAAGAGAUGCAAAGUAUAUGUGCAGCAUCCUAUAGCUCCUCUUGAGCAUUUCAAAGACAAGUAAGGAAAAACACCCCUGCUGCCUUGUUCUUGCUUUGCCAAGAUGGGAGAUAGUUACAUUCACUCCAAGAAUAAAAAGCCUCUCCUCCUAUCCCUCCUGAAGAAACCCAAUGUCCUCCUCAGAGCACUGUCACCCCCUUCCCCUUCUGACAACUCAGGGACAGGCCUAGAUCACUGCGUUGAGCAAUUGCUUUCUUGCCAGCUCUCCGCUUAGUACGCAUGUGGCUGAAGUAUCGUGCCUUAGAAGCGAGCGUCAAGCAUUCCUCCUUCCCCCAGAAGUCUUGUCCUCAUGAACGCUUGUGUCACUCCCCUUUGGAUAAGAAUUCCCCCUCCUACCCUCCAUGGUGCCAGGGAGGUUGCUUUCCUUAGGGAACUCCCUUCCAGAAAGGUCUGAUGUGCCUUUCUAGGGCUGGCAGUAACCUUUAAGUUAAGUUACAGAGGUUCUUCUGAUAUAGGAAACAGCUACUUUAUCACUUUUGCAAACAGCAUGCACAAAGGUGUUCUCUUCUGACGACUGCUCAUCAGGAUGUCUUGAUUUGUCCUCACUUCUGUGGAUCUAAAAAGCCUGAAUUAAAAUGCCUGUAGAAAGGGCUAAGCUUUCUUAG